CUCCACAUCCUCUUGCGAUUAAUGAAAGCGUCAGUCGGUAUGAAGCUCGAGCUCCUGCUGGUGUUUGUUGCUUUGCUCUGCGUGGAUGGAAUGCCUUUGUCCAGCACGGGGACGAGGAAACGCAAUAAGCUGCUACUAUUAUCAUUCGAUGGUUUCAGAUGGAACUACGAUGAAGACGUUCACACACCGAAUAUGGACCAGCUGGUGCAAGAAGGAGUCAAGGCAAAAUACAUCACACCACCGAUGAUCACCAUGACCUCUCCAUCACACUUCACCACAAUAACCGGGAGAUGGAUCGAAGAUCACGGCGUCGUCCAUAACUUGAUGUUUAAUUCCACAACUCUGUUAAAAUUAACCCAUAAGAACACACUGAAACGAUCGGAGUGGUGGGACAACGGGGCUUUGCCGUUAUGGAUAACGGCUCAGAAUCAGGGCCUGAAGACGGGGUCUUACUUCUAUCCUGGAGGUGGAGUGAAUUACAGCGGGCAGGCCGUGAACAGGUUCCUGGUGCAGAGAGAAGGUCACCCUAGUGACAACAAGACAGAGUGGUGGCAGAAGAUCGAUACGGUUAUGGGAUGGUUCACCGAAGAGAAUUUUGACUUUGUUACACUGUACUACGCAGAACCAGACAACGUGGGCCACAAGGUAGGACCAGAAACCAAAGAGAGACAGAAGAUCAUCGAGCAGAUCGACCACCUCAUAGGCUAUCUAAGAGAGUCGAUCUGGAAGAACAGCUUAGCUGAUGUCCUCAAUGUCAUCAUCAUGUCGGAUCAUGGCAUGACCACCAUUAAGAAAAAACCAGAGGUGAAGGAAAUAAAGCUGUCAGAGUACAUCAGUUUUCUAAAACUGAGCCACUUUGAUAUUCUGGAUUACGGAGGGUUUGGGAUGAUAAGGCCCAAGAAUGGAAAGGUGCAGGAGGUUUAUGAUCAGCUGAAGAACGCGCAUCCAAACCUAACCGUGUACAAGAAGGAGGAGAUUCCUGAAAACUUCCACAUCGCCAAAAACAGUCGAAUUCAAGAUCUUGUUCUUGUUGGAGACUUAGGAUUCAACUUGAACUCGAGGGUAAUUUUUUACGUGAACAAAGGAGACCAUGGCUUCAAUAACGAAGAAAUGGACAUGAAGGCAAUAUUCCGAGCGUUCGGACCGGACUUCAGGAAAAAUUUCACAGCCGAGCCGUUUGACAGCGUGAGCAUUUACCCGCUGAUGUGCAAGCUGCUGGGAGUCGAUCCAGCUCCAAACAACGGCAGCCUCAAUGACACACAGGCCAUGCUCGUAGACUACACAGAUCCUGGUGGACACGCCGGGAGAAUUCAGACAUCUCUGUGGCUUUUACUCGUCAUGAUGUUCAUCUUGCACAUUCUUUGAGAUCAUUCGCAGAGAUCAAUUAAAUGCAGUAAAAACUAAUCUAUAAUAAAACUAAAUGUAAAAAGUUAAACUAAUACAAAUUUAUUUGAGCGUUGUAUUUAUAUGACAUUGUUUUUAAAUCACAAAGAAUUGUUACUGAUGCACUGAUUAAUAGAGGUACUUAAAAAAAGGAAAAAAGCUAUGGAAAUACAAAAUAAAUUAUUUAAAGGAA
Tachysurus vachellii is the source of this 1576-nucleotide messenger RNA. RefSeq lists its product as uncharacterized. Bases 22 to 1365 code for a protein of 447 amino acids. The transcript has 5 exons. NCBI's taxonomy places the organism in Eukaryota, Metazoa, Chordata, Actinopteri, Siluriformes, Bagridae. The record is from RefSeq and is a predicted model, not a curated record.